ACAAGAAGAAGAAAAACAAGACGAAGAAGAAGCAGCAGCAGCCGCCGCCGCCGCCGCCGCAGCAGCGCUUGGCUCAAUAUUUCUUCCUAAUGCUUACUGAACAAACUAAAGCCUUUACACCGGACCUCAAUCACUACUCUUCGUGUCCGGCGAAUCUCGUCUCGGUGCACGUUGAAGCUUAGCUUAGCUUAUUUUAGCUUAGUUCAGCUUAGCUUGCUAGCCGCCUGCCAACAAAGAGACGCCUUUGUUCGCAACACAUCGCUGAGCAGAGAUCGAGCGUGAGUGUAAAGUGUUGCGGUCGUCGUGCGAACAUGUGCGCACAGAGUGCGAAAGGGGAAGAGUGCGAGAGGCAAAUUUGUCGGAGAGAAGAGAGCGACCGUCAGCUUCUGGACGCCGUUUGCGAGCUGCAACCUCGAGAUGCGUCCCAAAACGUCACUGAAGAAGAUCUUUGUCCUGAGCGGCAGGAACCAGAAUCUUCCCACAUUAAAGGGGAGGAGCCAGAGCUUCCUCCUCUCAAAAAGGAAGAGCAACCCAAGUCUCUUCACAUUAAAGAGGAAGAGGAGGAGGAGGAGAUCAUCAAGUUUCCAUUGACUGUCGUUGUCAAGAGUGAAGUAGGUGAUGGAGACCAUUGUGGAGGAUCUCAAUCACGCAGCCUCUUAGCUCCACUGUCAGAUAGUGACGACAUAACGUCGCACUCUUCUGACUAUGGUGAUGAUGAUGAUGAUGAACAACGACCUUUGAAAGGUGAUUUGACAUGCCCCACUGACAACAAAUGCAUCCACUGUUCUCACUGUGACAAAACAUUUUACAACAAGUCGUCAUUAAAAAAACACACAAGGACACACACUGGAGAAAAACCUUUUGCCUGCUUAGUUUGUGGUAAAAGGUUCUCAAAAAAGAUCAAUUUAACAACGCACACAAGAACGCACACAGGAGAAAAACCGUUUACCUGCUCGGUUUGUGGUAAAAGAUUCUCAAGAAAGGCAACUUUAACAAAACACACAGUAACACACACUGGAGAAAAACCUUUUUCUUGCGUAGUUUGUGGUAAAAGAUUCACUCAGAAUGUCGAUUUAAGAAUACACACAAGAACACACACUGGAGAAAAACCUUUUGACUGCUCAGUUUGCGGGAAAAGAUUUUCUUUUAAGGCAAAUUUAACGAUGCACACAAGAACACACACAGGGGAAAAACCUUUUUCCUGCUUAGUUUGUGGUAAAAGAUUCACCAAAAAGAUCAAUUUAACAAAACACACGAGAACACACACCGGGGAAAAACCUUUUGCCUGCUUAGCUUGUGAUAAAAGAUUCACUCAGAAUGCAGAUUUAAUAAUACACACAAGAACACACACUGGAGAAAAACCUUUUGCCUGCUUACUUUGUAGUAAAAGAUUCUCUUUCAAGUCAAGUUUAACAAUGCACACGAGAACACACACUGGUGAGAAACCUUUUGCCUGCUUAGUUUGUGGUCAAAGAUUUUCUGGAAAGAAACAUUUAACAAGACACACAAAAACACACAGUGGUGAGAAACCUUUUGCCUGCUCAGUUUGCGGUCAAAGAUUCUCUCGUAAGGAACGUUUAAUAUUACACACAAGAACACAUACUGGCGAGAAACCUUUUGCCUGCUCAAUUUGUGGCCAAAGAUUUACUCAAAAGAAACAUUUGACAAGACACACAAGAACACACACUGGUGAGAAACCAUUCAGUUGCAGCGUGUGUGAAAAAAGAUUCAAUGAAAAGUGUCAGGUGAAAAGACACAAGUGUGCUGGUGAGGCGGCAAAAUAAACCGUGAAGCAAC
Molecule: messenger RNA, 1797 nt
Organism: Phyllopteryx taeniolatus (common seadragon)
Lineage: Eukaryota; Metazoa; Chordata; Actinopteri; Syngnathiformes; Syngnathidae
Product: zinc finger protein OZF-like
Exons: 2
Coding region: 312-1784 (490 amino acids)
Source: RefSeq, a predicted model, not a curated record